Messenger RNA from Cooperia oncophora, 978 nucleotides. Lineage: Eukaryota; Metazoa; Nematoda; Chromadorea; Rhabditida; Trichostrongylidae. The record is from the annotation of a GenBank genome assembly.
AUGCGAUCUAUGAGACAACUCGUGUGGUUUCUUGUUCUGAUAGUUCUUUCUGUUGAUGCGUACUCGAGAUAUGCCAAGUCGUUGAAGGUUACUAAACCGAACUCGGACGGAGUCUACGCUUUUGAUCUGAUUGUCGAAAAAAGGCUCACCAUGACUUCGCAGGACACGAGCCCAUGGCGUCAUGGUACCCCCUUAGGACUACUCCCCGGAGACGACCAACUUAAAGACUGCUUUGCGAAUUAUACGCUGAACAUUCGUUCUAACCCAGACGAUAAGAAAUAUCUUAAAGAUGUGAUGGUGCUGGACGGGAAGCACAGACGGGUGCUGACGAUUAACGGCAAGACACCUGGUGAACCGAUCGUUGUACCGUACCAGUCUGAGGUUCUACUACGGGUUCAAAAUAAAGCCCUAAUGGACGCCAUCUCAAUCCACGUGCACGGUAUCGACAAACAUGUUUCGAGUACCGCUUCUUUGCCGACAAUAAAGGCACACAUUGGUAUCAUGGACACUUCCAGACAGAUCGUGGCGAUGGUUUGGAUUCGUCGUGGUGACGAGGAUGAUAGGUCGGUACCAACGGAUGCUAACGGCAAGAGGGAAGUCCCCAGUCGGGAGUACUUCGUUAUGCUGCAGGACUGGGCGACAGAGCCAGGUGACGAAGCAUUCAUGAAACUCAAAGAGAAGACCAUGAAGUGGAUGUAUGGAUUCGACAAUUUCGAAAAAUGCUGGCAACCAACGAGGACUGUGGAUGGGGGAAAUGUCGGUGGAGCAGUUCCGAUCUCAGCGUUACUCAUAAACGAUAAGGGCUGGCAUAAUAGGCAAGAUAUUAUGGAGAGGCCGUGGGAUUUGCCACUGGAGAGGUUCCGAAUAAAACAAGAAGAGCUCGUGUUGUUCCGGAUCACUAACGGAGGAAUAGCGCAGGAAUUGAUGCUACAUAUUGAGGGACAUCCAGAUGGUGAUCGUUGCUGGCGAUGGCAAUGA